AUGUCACAGAGAGGAGAGAGUGAAGAGGCUGCGUCUGGCUCCCACUCUCACAGCCAUUGCAGCAAAAGAGAUCCUAAGAAGCAGAGAGACAAAAUGUCAUCAUAUAUAUUUUUCUUGCACAAGAAGAAGCACCCAGACGCUUCUGUCAACUUCUCAGAAUUUUCUAAGAAGUGCUCAGAAGAAUGAAAGACUGUGUCUGCUAAAGAGAAAAGUAAAUCUGAAGACAUGGCAAAGGCAGACAAGGCCCAUUAUGUGAAAGAGAUGAAAACUUAUGGCCCUCUUAAGGGUAAAAAAAAAAAGAAGUUCAAUCUUAGUGCUCCCCAGAGGGCCCCUUCAGCUUUUUUCUUGUUUUGUUCUGAGUAUCGCCCCAAAAUAAAAGGCGAACACAUGUGCCUUUCCAUUGGUGAUGUUGUGAAGGAGUUGGGAGAGAUGUGGAAUAAUCCUGCUGCUGAUGAUAAGCAAACCUGUGAAAGGAAGGCUGCUAAACUGAAGGAGAAGUACAAGAAAAAUAUUGCUGCAUAUAAGGCUAAAGGCAAGCCUGAUGCAACCUUCACAAAGGCUGAGAAAAAAAAGGAAGAGGAAGAAGAUGAGGAGGAUGAGGAAGAAGAAGAUGAAUAGAAUGAAGAUGAUGAAUAA
Messenger RNA from Elephantulus edwardii (Cape elephant shrew), 636 nucleotides. Its product is annotated as putative high mobility group protein 1-like 10-like. Gene Ontology annotation, molecular function: DNA binding, bending. NCBI's taxonomy places the organism in Eukaryota, Metazoa, Chordata, Mammalia, Macroscelidea, Macroscelididae. The record is from RefSeq and is a predicted model, not a curated record. Gene Ontology annotation, biological process: regulation of transcription by RNA polymerase II.